AUGCAACCUCACGUAAAAUAUCGGAAAGCAUCUUGGAAAUAACGGUGUCUCGCAUUUUAUAGCAUCUAAAUAUUCGACUCCUGUUGUCCGACAUUCACAUCAAGUCCGUCAAUGUCCAACAUACAAUGGCAACAGCACAACUAGCCGCACCCAUCUCGCUUACGGCCCGGGACGCUGAAACCGACAUGGAGCCAUUGGCCCGGGCGUCCAACUUGCCGCCAAUAUCUCGCAAGAAGCAAGCUGCGGUGCUCCUCUCCGCCUUUACGACGAUUGCCCUCACCAUAGGGUACAACCAAUGCUAUGGCGUGUUUCAGGAGUAUUAUCUCUCGUUCAGCCAGGAUGUGCUGGUGCCUUCUCCGGCCACGCAGACCUCACCGCCGACAGCAUUCCUCGCCUUCGUGGGCACGCUGUGCUAUGGACUAACCUGGGCCGGCGGCAUCCUCGUAAACCCGGUGAUCGCACGUAUCGAGCAUGGGAUCUGGGGCCCGACCACACCCUCGACUCGGCUCUGGCGCCGCAGGGUGCUGCGCCUGUUGACGCCAAGAACAAUCACCGUGUCGGGCGUGCUCAUCAUGACAGCCGGCUUCGCACUGGCCUCCUUCAGCCGUUCCAUAUGGCAUCUCUUGCUCACACAAGGCUUUCUAGUCGGCCUCGGCAUGUCGCUCUUGUACUUCCCGCUUCUAGCGCCUGCACCGGAGUACUUCACCAACCACCGUGCGACAGCGAUGGGUUUCAUCCUCGCGGGCGGCGGCAUCGGCGGCCUCGUGCUAUCACCUGUCAUCCGUGCACUUCUUAGCUCUCUCGGCGGCCGUUGGACGCUCCGGAUCUAUGCCGUCUUCAACCUGCUUGCCGGCUUGCCCAUCGCCUGGGCCGUCCCGCGGAGCCGCUUCGCAACCGUGUCAACCGACGGAGGACUGGAGCGGAGAAGAAACACGCACGUGUCACGGGCGCUGGCCGCUCGACCCACCUUUCUCCUCUCUGCCGUCGCCGCCUUUCUCCAGGCGGCCGGCGCACAGCUCCCGCUCUCGUUCAUCCCCUCCUACACGGUCGUGCUCGGCCUCGGCGCCUCGACAGGUGCCAAGCUCCUUGCCGCCAGCAACGCCGUCAACGCCGUGUCGCGCGUCUUGACUGGAUACGCCGGCGACCGACUCGGCCGGCAGAACACCCUUGUCUUGACGCUCCUCCUCGCCGCGUGCAGCGUCUUCGCUCUCUGGCUCUCCAGCUCCCGGACGCAGGAUGCGUCGCCAUCCGCUACUGCGCUGUGGCUGGCGUUUAUUGCUCUGUACAGCUCCUCGGCCGGGGGAUAUUACGCGCUAUUCCCGGCUCUCGUGGCCGAUGUCUUCGGCAUCCGGCAGUACGCAGCGGUGAAUGCGUUUAUCCUCUUUGUGCGGGGCCUGGGGACGAUGUUCGGGAGUCCUGUUGGGGGUCAGCUGCUGGGCGCUUCGGACGAGGGGGUUCGGGCGUAUACGAGUAUCGCAUAUUGGGACGGGGCACUCUUGAUGGGUGCGACGGUCUGUUGUGUGGGGGUUCGCUGGGCCGAUGCGAAGGGCAAGGGUUGGAAAUGGAUUGGUUGAUGGGCAGCACGGGGUAGUCCAGCUGAUAUCAGUGAUAUCCAGACUGUUAAUGAUGUCUUCUACUAUUGAACUCCGGGACCAGGAUAACGAGCAAGGAAAUCAACAAUUGCGGCAC
Chaetomium strumarium is the source of this 1689-nucleotide messenger RNA. Its product is annotated as major facilitator superfamily domain-containing protein. Gene Ontology annotation, cellular component: membrane. Lineage: Eukaryota; Fungi; Ascomycota; Sordariomycetes; Sordariales; Chaetomiaceae. Gene Ontology annotation, molecular function: transmembrane transporter activity. Gene Ontology annotation, biological process: transmembrane transport. The record is from RefSeq and is a predicted model, not a curated record. Bases 126 to 1574 code for a protein of 482 amino acids. The transcript is spliced from 2 exons.